Molecule: messenger RNA, 2313 nt
Organism: Komagataella phaffii GS115
Lineage: Eukaryota; Fungi; Ascomycota; Pichiomycetes; Pichiales; Pichiaceae
Exons: 1
Coding region: 1-2313 (770 amino acids)
Source: RefSeq, a predicted model, not a curated record
AUGAUCUACUUAAUUGAAAGGAUACCCACCUUACGAUGUGGCCGAUCUCGAUUGUCAAGACUGAACCAUGUAUAUAUACCUCCAAACACCAAUCACAGGCCUCUGAAGUUCUACAGUGGAUCCACUAAUGAACCAUCAGAGAUAAAAUGGUUUCAGCAGGAUCUACCGUCUUUGCUGGUGCAUGAGAUCCAAGUUCCAAAAGAGUUGCUUAAAUUGAAACCCAACGCUGUAAAUAAAUCACUCAAGUCGAAAAACACCGCUAGAUCCAUUGCCACACCAGAUUACACCUACAGUCGAGAGCUCUUGAGAAGACUUUAUCGAGAUGUGGAAGAAAAUUACGGAUAUUACGCCGAAAUGCUACUGGAGAAAUUCAAGAAGAACAAAAUGAUAAUACCAACUGAAGAGGUAAUCCCGUUAAUCAAGUAUCUCUACGACCUUGGACUGUUGAAGCCUGCCUAUAACGUCUUCAGGUGGCAUUAUAGAUUAUUCCCAUUGGACGCAUUUUCCAUCAAGAACAAAGAUCUCAUUGUCAUCUUGUAUUUAUGCUACAGGGUGAACAAAUUUAGCAUGUUCGAUGAAGUCGCUUCAAAAUAUUUGAAACGCAUUAAUGAUUUGAACCCCAUACUUAAUAUGCUUGUACAUGUCUAUCUGUCAUUGGAUAAUUAUCCCCUAGUUAAACAGAUUUUUUAUCAAUUUGUCCAAAACAAUUUAACUACCAAUUCUAACAAAGGUAUUGCGCAAUCGCUAGAAUACUACAUAUCACAGUUGAUCCAUUAUAAAACUCCCAUUCAUUCCAUCCUUUUUGCAUUUGGCCUAUGGAACACCCAUAACUUGCCAAUAACUAUCAAAACGUAUUCCAUGAUAUAUUCUGCCCUUUGCAGAGAAGGAAAUCAAGCUGAAAUUCUCAACUAUUCUCGACUCUUAAAGGAGAGACAAAUUUUUGACCAUGUUCAGUUCAGAUCCAACAUAUUUAUCAGAGAGACACGGAAAUCUAACGCUACAUACUUUGAAAUCAAGUCCAAAUUCCAGAAUAAAGUUGCGGCAUAUCUUGCAGAGUUUCAAAACUUACCCCAGACUGAGGACAAAGACUCUCUGAUAAUCAGUUUUCAGAAAAGAGUCAUAAAAACCAUGGUCGAACUGAAGUGCAAGAAAAGAGACAUAAUUCACAUCAAUAAUGAGCUCUUCAAAGAUUAUCAAGACAAAGUGAAAUAUUCAAAUGAAAUGUACAUUACUAAAUUAUACAGUGAUCAAGGUUCUACAUCGAGUAUCAUGUCUCAAAUCAAGUAUCUUAAGAGCAACAACAUACCCUUUGACAACUAUUAUAUCUUUCUGUUUUGGCGGGCAUUCUUGCACAAGUAUCCUUAUCGAUACAAGAGUACGUCAUACAGAGUUUCUGCUUUAUUGAAAAGUUUGAGAGACCAUUACCCAACAGGUACAUCGCACCAGCAAAUGCUCCACCUUAUUCGUUCCAAGUGCAUUGACCUCGACGACAAGGAGUGGUUUAAAGAUACAGAACAACAGCUCUUCAAAGAGCUUGCUACCAUCAUUCGUUCAACAUUUUUCACACAUCAAUCUUUCAUGGAAACUUACACAUUGGAAGACAUAAAGAGACUAGAACAAUCUGGCAACAUUCAGCUGCUCUUAUCACAUGUCAAUAAAAACUCGAUUGAUCUUUCAAGUUCAAUGCUCAUCAAGCUGCUAAAUUAUCAGUUAGAAAGACUAUUAAAGGCAACACCGAAUAGCAGAAUAUUUGAAUCCAGAGCCGCCACCAAAGUAGAUGAAUUUGUUGACGUAUAUCGUUCCAAGUUAAAAGGGCAAGACUACGCCUAUCUUGCAUUUCUGUCUGUCAAGUUCCGGUUAUUCUCCAUGACUGAACCAUUUGUCAAUGAAUGCCUCUCGCUAGAAGAGGAAUCCGGCAACUCGUUUGUGAAAUUGUACAACUACAUCUCCCUAAUGGAUUGCUAUUUUUUCCAAAAUGACCUGGUCAAAAUUAAUCAAAUCAUAGAUACGUUACAAACCGACCCCAUUCUCUUACGUCCAGUCUUCAUCAAUAGACUUCAUUACUGGACAAAGUUUCUGCCAUUUCUAAGAUUCCCAGACGAGGAUUCCAAGGCCAAGUUCAAGGCUAAAUGGGAUCAGUUCAACUCCCAUUGCAAAAAAAGACUCAACAAAGACAAAAAGAAAUAUUUUAUAUCGCUGGAUAGAGGAUUGCAAAUGCUUCACGACUGGUGUUUGCAGGUCUAUCCAUCACAAAAACCCAAAACUGACUCUACUCAAGACAAAGACGUAACGACCCUGAAAGAUAAACAGUAG